Messenger RNA from Mucor velutinosus, 1209 nucleotides. RefSeq lists its product as uncharacterized. The record is from RefSeq and is a predicted model, not a curated record. The transcript has 7 exons. Gene Ontology annotation, cellular component: fungal-type vacuole membrane. Lineage: Eukaryota; Fungi; Mucoromycota; Mucoromycetes; Mucorales; Mucoraceae. The coding region runs from base 1 to 1209 and encodes 402 amino acids.
AUGUCUGACUUGAAAGAUCUAUCACAAAAGAGAUAUUGGGGAGGCAUCCUUGCUCUUGGUGGUGUUGUAUUUAUAUGGGUUUCAUCCUCAUUUGCCAUGAAUAGCCUGUUUGGCGAAAUGGAAUACAACAAACCCUUUCUUGUCACUUACUUGAAUACAGCUACAUUCUCGUUUUAUCUUAUACCACUCUUAUUCAAGAAAUGGAGGCAUACUAGGUACAGCCAUCAGGAUGCAAUGCCAUCAUCACCAGCAAACGAGAACACAAAACUACUGGACAAUCCUAUCAACCACAACAACCAUACAACCACCUAUGCCGCAGUUUCAGAGUCAACUGAUGGCAAUGCAACAGCCAAUAGCAUAACCACCACCUCACACCAUAAGUUGUCCACUUAUGAUACCAUCAAAUUAAGUUUGGGAUUCUGCAUCUUGUGGUUCAUUGCAAAUUACACAACCAACGCCAGCUUAGCCUACACUACCGUUGGAAGCAGCACUAUCUUGGCUUCGUUGUCUGGUCUGUUUACUUUGGGCAUUGGUGCCAUCUUCAAGGUAGAAAAGAUGAAUCUCAUCAAGAUUUUUGCGGUGUUUGUGAGUUUAAUAGGCGUAUCGCUUGUGUCUUACUCUGAUCAUUUGAGUGGAGGGGGUGACGUUAUUGAUAAAGACCCUCUGCUGGCUGAUCAAGGUCAUUACCUAUCUUCAAUUCCUGCACCCCUUAUCGGUGACUUCCUUGCAUUACUCGGUGCCAUCUUUUACGGUUGCUAUACCACUCUGUUAAAGUUGAGGAUUGGCAGCGAAGAUCGUAUCGACAUGUCGUUAUUUUUUGGCUUUGUUGGCGCUUUCAAUGUCUUGUUACUCUGGCCCAUGAUACCCAUUCUCAAUUAUAUUGGUCUCGAGACAUUUCAACUGCCUAUGAAUGCUACAUUGUGGGUCAUCAUUUUGUUGAAUGCCUUCAUUGGUACCUUUUUAUCCGAUUAUUUGUGGUUGCUUUCCAUGCUCAUGACAUCUCCUCUCGUAGUGACAUUGGGUAUCUCGUUAACUAUACCUCUCGCAUUGAUUGGAGAUAUUGUAUUCAAGGGAUUCAUGCCUGGCAUCAAAUAUUCCAUUGGCGCUUUGCUUGUCGUUGCUGGCUUCUUGGCUGUAAACACAGACGCCAUGCAAGAAGCCAAGGAGAAGGCUCAAGAUGAGCUCUUGCGCGUCAGCGAAGAAGUAUAA